Molecule: messenger RNA, 10551 nt
Organism: Cydia strobilella
Lineage: Eukaryota; Metazoa; Arthropoda; Insecta; Lepidoptera; Tortricidae
Gene: Set2
Product: probable histone-lysine N-methyltransferase CG1716
Exons: 21
Coding region: 200-5068 (1622 amino acids)
Biological process (GO): regulation of DNA-templated transcription
Cellular component (GO): nucleus; chromosome
Molecular function (GO): protein binding; histone H3K36 methyltransferase activity
Source: RefSeq, a predicted model, not a curated record
GCUUGGCUGCCAUAAUUAAAAAAAAAAAUUAAUGAACUGAGAAAAUAUAAUAACUCGCUUCGCUGAUUUAUUUUAUACACCUUUUUGUAUAUUACGAGCCGUAAUAGUAGUGCUAUUUACAUAAUUCCAAUGACUAUAAAGAAUACUGCUAGAUUAAGAAAGUAAUGGUUUAUUGUCACCGUGCUGAGCAAGCGGCACGAUGGCAAGGCGAAAGAAGGCAGCAGCGAAGCCCGCGACGCGGCGGAUGCCUCGGCGGGGAAAGGCGGCGGCUGCGGCCGCGGCCGUGGAAGGCGAGUCGUCUGCCGCCGUUGAGCCUCCUCCUGAAAAGCCCGCCGAGUUAGAGCCGCCCGUCGAACCGACGCCCGUCACCGACUCCCAACCAUCUGUCUCCCAAGACUCACAAACUAAUCAGACACCAAAACCAACAGUACCUACUGUAGUAGUUCACAAGAAAUUCGGCAAAUAUCGCUGCCUCUUCAACAACGAGGAUUCAUUUACUAGAAGAUAUGACUUAGGAAGUGAUAGUGAAACUAACAGUAGUGUAGAAAUCAGGGUUGUUGACCCCUGUGCUAGCUCGGAAUCUGAUUCAAAUACAGCAGUCGAUACACAGACAGAAAACUGUAGUGUUGUGUCAAAUUUUAGUUCUUUGAACAAUGUCAAUGACCAGAGUGACACAAACAACAUAGCAGCAAUACAAACAAAUUCUGUGCUUCCGGUACCAAAUGAAAUACCAAUGCCAACUGAAGCUCCUCUGACUGAACUACCUCUAACAUCUGAAAUACCUCUGCCUAGUGAUCCACCGAUAGCUUCCGAAGAACCUAUACUAUAUAAAAUAUCUGAGCAUUGUGAAAUUCCAUUGUUAUCUGAAUCAACAUCAAUUGGGGGAAAUGAAAAUUUACUAGCUGGCAUUUCAUUGCCGUCUGAAAUUCCCCUACCAAUAGGAGCUCCAACUUCAUCAGAACCUUUUGUAAUUGAAGCAUCUUUGACUUCAGAAAUUCCAUUUCCUGCAGAGCUGGCUCAAGCUGGCAUACCAUAUGCAUCAGAUGCUGUGAUACCAGGCUUGUCAUUGGCUACGGGAGUUCCUCUACCGGCUGGUAUUCCACUGUUGAAUGAUAUACCAAUGCCGUCAGCACCAUCAACAGACAGCGCUUUGAAUCAUGUACCGGAAGCAGCUACAGCCUUAGAAACAAAUACAGAAAUAACAUACAAUCAGACUGAUGAAUAUCUGAACACAGUAAAUAAAGAGAACAUGAACGUAGACAUUCCAGGCGAACAGGAACCAAUGGAGUAUGGUGGUGAUGAUGAAGAGCUCAUUACCAUUGUUCAGAUUGUUGAAGAUGACAACCAUGAGCUGUACUACAAUAUCAAGAUGGACAGUCCAGAUGAGACAACAGAAAAGAAAGAACAGGAUGGAGAGUUCCAAAAACACUUUGAGAAACUCAACAUUACUGCUCAUAGUGCUGUUUCUAUGGACGGUUCCCAACCUGGGUCUAAAGUGCUAAUGCCCGAGUUAUGUAGACCAGACCCAAGUCUAACUCCCAGCUCCAUUGUAUCUGAUGAUAGUAACUCUUCAAGACUUGCUGAAACAGCUGUAAAUGCAAAUGAGUCAACGGAAUCUUCUCCUACGGGAGUUAGACGCUCAAAUAGAAUAAAGACAAUUAGUAGUCAAAAGCAAAAGUCAAAAGGCUAUGGAUUAGUAAAGACUCCAUUAAAGAAAGCUUUAAUCACGCAAACAAAGCUUAAGCUUGAAGAGAACAACUCAGAUAGUCAAGAAAAAUCAGGAGAUACAGCAACAAGUGUUGCUCCCAAUUCUCCUUCAUUCCCAGUGCCUUCAGAUCUGCCUGUCAAAGUCAAAUCAAGAUGGCGUCGGUCCAGCGAGCUAGAAAUGGGCGCCAAUUCUCCAGCAAACUCACCGUUGGCUAGCCCUAGUCUGCCUCAACGGUUGCAACCAGUACCUGAAGCUCAAAACCCAGAAGACCAAACACACACAUUAACUAAAGAAGCAUAUGACAAAAUUAUAGAGGACAGAAUGAGACAAUUUCAGCACUUGGAUGAGAAUGACUAUUUGUGUGAGCGAAUGAUCAGUAAGGAUACAAAGAAGAUGAUUUGCGACUGUUUUAUGACCAAAGAGGAGAUUGAGAGGGGAGAGCUAGGCUGUGGAGAAGACUGUCUAAAUAGACUGCUUAUGAUUGAAUGUAACACCCGAUGUCCUGUGGGCGACCGGUGUACAAACAGAAGGUUUGAGAAGCGAGAGAAUGGCGCGCUGAAAGUGUUCUACGCUGACAAGAAGGGUUGCGGUGUGGAAGCUGCUGAUGACAUUUCAGCAGGCGAAUUCCUCAUGGAAUACGUAGGCGAAGUGCUAGACUACGACCAAUUCUACAAACGCGCGCAGACCUAUUCUGACGAGAACAAUCUUCACCACUAUUUCAUGUCUCUAAAAGGAGACACGGUCAUCGACGCGACGAUGAAGGGCAACAUAUCUCGGUUCAUCAACCAUUCCUGCGACCCAAAUGCAGAAACGCAGAAGUGGACGGUGAACGGGGAGCUCAGAAUAGGGUUCUUCAGUAAGAGAGAUAUCGCCGUUGGGGAGGAGAUCACGUUUGAUUACCAGUUCAAACGGUUUGGAAAAGAGGCCCAGCGCUGCUACUGCGGGGCCGACGCCUGCCGCGGCUGGAUCGGCGCAGAACCCGACUCCGACGACGAAGAUGAAGAGGAGGAGGAGGACGACGUGUCAACCACCAAGGUUCCAGAAACGGUGUCGGUGGAGGCGCCGGCGGCGGUGUCGGAGGCGCCUCGCGCGCGUCCGCGCCGCGCCCGGCGCGAGCGCGCGUACAAGCCCAGCCAAGACCUAGUGCAGGACGCCGACAUCGAAGAAGACCUGGAAGCGUUACACCGCACCGGAGUGAAGAACCAGAGUCACACGCUGCGCCUGUCGCGUACAGUCGUCCGCGCUAAGACACGCCGCGCGCAAGUCGCUCUACUGCGGCUCCUACGCGACGCGGACCUGCCGUGUCGCCGACUGUUCCUCGACUACCGCGGCCUGAGGCUGCUGGCGCCCUGGUGUACCGACGCUCCCAUGGACUUCAGACUCGAGAUGCUACAGACAGUGGAUCGGCUGCCCAUAACGAACAAGACCAUGGUCUCAGAGAGCCGAUUCUUCACCAUUGUCGAGCGGUGGCUGAGCGACACACCUACUCCUGAUGUCUUCAUUGAUGAAUCCACUGGUUUGCCAGUAGAACUGACCAAUAAACCGCAAGACGACAGUACAGAUGUCAGUUCAGUGUUGGAAAAAGUCAAAGAUCUGUCUAGUCAAUUACUGGAAAGAUGGUCCAGCCUAAAGGAGGCCUUCAAAAUACCCAAAAAGGAGCGCAUCCAGCAAAUGAAAGAGCACGAACGCCAAGCCAACGUCGAGCGACGCGCCGCAGACUCCAGCGGUUCCCGCGACCGCGACCGCGAGCGGCGCGACGAACGCGAUCGCGACCGAGAGCGGGAACGCGACCGAGACCGCGAGAGGGAUCGCGAGCGGGAACGUGAAAGAGAGAGGGAGCGGCAUCGGGAACGAGAGCGUGACAGAGAAAGGGAAAGGGAUGAACGAGACAGGAGAAAAAGGAGAACCAGUCCUGACGCCAGGAGAAGUAUAAGGAGCAGUCGCGUGCUAGCCACAGUACCGCCAAUGAGCAAGGAAGAACGGCGGAGAGCGUUCGCCGAAGCGGCCGCCGCGGCCGAGGACUCACGCCGACAACGGGAACAACACUAUGCCCACUACUGGCCAGAGCAGGCCUUCCCUCAGAUGUUCCCUCCCGGAAUGAUGGGCGCACCGCCCAACAUGAUCCCGGGCAUGCCGCCAGGAAUGCCCCCGGGGAUGGGCGGCAUGCCGCCGGGGAUGCCCGGAAUGCCCCCCGGUAUGGUGCCCGGCAUACCCCCCGACAUGCCCCCAGAGUGGCUCGGGCCGGCGGGCGAGUUCCAGGGCCCGCCCGGCUUCUGUCCGCCGUUUGGAGGCCCGCAGCAGUUCUGCAUGCCGCAACCUAAUAUAAUGGGCAUGGGCGGGUAUGGAAUGCCCGGCUUCAUGUUCGGGCAGCAGAUGCCGCCCAACGCCUUCCCGAACACACCGCAGGCUGAAGCCAUGAUGCCACAGGUGGCGGAGCAGCCGCCGCCUGAGGAAGUGAUCCUGCCGUCGCACUGGCGCUCGGCGCUGGACGCGCGCGGGCGCACGUACUACUACCACGUGAAGCUGCGCCAGCCGCAGUGGCUGCCGCCGCCGCCGCCCGCAGACAACGGAGAUGAUAGUUCGUCAGAGGAGGAAGCCGAGAUACCGGCCGACGCGCCGGCCGUGAGGCGGCCCGGCAAGGUGGUCGAGGGAGUCAAUGGAAUCAUUUAUGAAGUGUUUAAAGAGAAUCCUCACAACGGUCUUAUUCCCGAGCACGCGCUAGUGAGCGUCAAGCCGAGGAAGCGGCGCCCGGGGCUGGUCUCUGAGCGGCCCAUCAGUCCCCGAACGGAAGAAGACAAGCUAGCUGGACGACUAGAGGUGAAGCGUUACAAGCAGACCAAGGAGAAGCUCCGACGGCGCCGCGAAAAGCUGCUACACAAGGUGCGCCAGCUGGCGCAGCGCUCCAGGAGACCCAACGUGGACGAACUCAAGAUCGUGGACCUCGCCGAAUCCGAGUCAGACUCCGAAGCCUCAGUUGAAGAGAUCGAGCCAGCGCCGGUGGCGGUGGUCGAGCUGGAACCCGAACCCAUACCGGUGCCAUCUCCGCCCGUCGACGCCGAGGAAGCCGCGCGGAAACUGAAGGAGCAGUUCCGGAGUAGCAUGGCGAGGGUUAUGGUGCACCAUCUUAACCCGUAUCGGCAUUCGGACGCGCCCGCUGGCCGUAUCACUUGCACGGCUGACUUCAAGCAUCUGGCUAGAAAGCUGACCCACUUCGUGAUGCUGAAAGAGCUGAAACACUGCCGCUCCGUGGACGAGCUGGUGGUGACGGAGUCGGUGCGCUCCAAGGCCAAGGAGUUCGUCAGGAAGUACAUGGCCAAGUUCGGCAAGGUGUACCGCCGCCCGGCCGAGGAGGCCGACUAGCGCAGGCUGCGGGGCGCCGAGCCCCGAGGGAAUAACCCGGACUACUAGCAGUGCGGUGUGCGGUGUGCGGUGUGCGGUACUGUCACUUGUUACACUAUACCCUAGAGCGUGACCUUCUUACGUGAAACUUCUUACUUAAAACUGUGAGCGGGGUGUUAGGCUUUAAUGCCGACAAGUUCGUCAAGUGCGUGAAACGUUUGGCAUAGUAUAUUCACUUUACCCUGCUGGGGGUUUGCACUUACUGUGGCCUAUCCCACAAAACUUUACAAGUGUACAAUUUGACAAAAAAUGUUAAAUUGUUAACAAAAAAAUGUACCACAAUAAUUCCAAAUAUGUAUUCGUUACAAGUUUGCAGUGUACAAAUAUGUCACUUUUGUGAAAGCGUAUCACAAAGAAUAAAGGUAUGUCACGACAGCUACAUAAUUGUGGGAUUGUUGAUUUGUGAAUAUACAAGCGAAAAAUUGUAAUGUUACAAAUACAAAUAUGUAACAAUUUAUAUAGCUCCUUUGAUGUUGAAGGUGAAACUACUUUAUACGCAAUACGCAAGAAUUACAUUUAUUAUAAUUAUAUGUAUAGUGAUCUAGCUACGAGCAUUAAUUACCUACGUACCUACAUACCAACUGGCAUUACAAUGGACUUGCAAGCUAAACUGACCAUUUUAGACCUCAUAAACGAAAACAAAAACAUUCUUUUUGGUAAAUUUAAUCUUAAAACAGUCAGUAACUGUUGUUUAGGCCAGGAUUACACUUGUAAGUUUUACUUACGUAAGUAGGAACAAAACUAUUUGCUAGAAUGAGAUAACGAUAUUCAUAUCUCAUUCUGUAGUAUAGCUGUGUCCCUACUUACGUAAGUAAAACUUACAAGUGUAAUCGUGGCCUUAGGAUCAAGAGCGUGACUUCUUCGUGUCGGAUGUUUAAGGUUUCCACCAAUAGUCUCUAGUAGAUAUUCGACGGUAGAUUUACUCGCUCUGAACCUCUGAUUAAAUGUAUAAUCCGUUAUGAUCAAAGUUAAAUUUAUACGUUCCCUAUAUGUCCUAGGGUCUUACAAUUAAUUCUUCUUCACUAUCACUGCUACUUGAACUAAACAUUUCGUGGUACAAAGGGUUGGAAUCGCUAAAUAUUAUAAAAUAUACUGCAAUUACUAGUAUUCGUAUACUUAGCAAGAGGGUGGGACACACGUUUAGAGAAUUGUUAACUUGUAGGUACAAUUCUACAUAUAUGUAUAAUUAUUACUACAAUAUAGUGUAGCACAGAACAAUUGUCAGCUACAAAUUUGUACAUUUUCCGGAAAAUAUAUGUAUCGUAUGUAAAGUUUUGUGAUACAAUAAAUUGUAGACUUGUCGAUACAAUUUACAUAUAUGUAAAAAAUUUCCACUACUGUUACUUGUAUAUUUUGUGGUACGCACACUUGUAUUAUUACAAACUUGUAACUUGACACUUGUAAAAUUGUAAUUGUAAGUUUUGUGGGAUAGGCCACAGGUCUAAACCAGUGAAGUAUACUAAGAGUACACUGCAGUACCUAGCACUUUUAUAUGUUGCUCUAAAGCAGCGGUUCUCAAACUUUUUUGGUGAUGCAACCCUUUUGGAAAGCGUAAUAUUUGGCGGAGCCCCAAAUUAAAAUUUUUCGUUUGUCACUGUGGACCAGAUAUACCUUUAGAAGAGCUGUUUUUUUUCUUAUUACUAAAAGUAUCCUCGCGGAGCCCCAACAAAGGCUUUGCAGAGCCCUAGGGGAGCACACUUUGAGAAUGGCUGCUCUAUAGCAACAAUCACUGUCAGAGGUGUCUAACAUAACGGUUUACGCGUUGUAAUUCUUAUUGAAUCCAAGUGAGCCUUUUGUUGGUGAUAACUGACAUUACGACUGGUGCGGAACAAAGUUAAGCGAAAGAUGUUUGUGAAGGAAAUUGGUGUUAUGUUGUGUAAAUCGGUAUUCGGUAACUGGACUUAUGGAAGAUAAAUGUUACUCAAAUACUUAAUAAAGAAAAUUAACUAAUGUAACGGAUCAAGACUUUUAUCUUGACAUAAUCAGCCAUCUUUACAAUAAACUCAUUCAUCAGUUUUACUGAUAGCUCUACACAGUUGAACUUUUAGCGUAGUGGGACAGGAAUCGUGGGGUUAUCAAAGCAAAGGACUGGCAGCAACAUUCAACACUCUGAUGUAGUUCAUAAAUGUUUUCCAUCGUAUUUUCUCGGAAACGUUCGUAUUUGUCAUGCUACUUUAGUCAACCUCAGUACUUUUUGUACCGAGACUGAAAUAGCAAGACACGAUCGUACGUUUCCGUGAAAAUACGAUAGAAAAUAAUUAUGCACUACAUCUGACCUUCUAAGGCUCCCGUUCUUCGCUAUACUACUUAUUCAGUUCGAUAUUUAAAUCAUAUUCAAAUGAAAUAGACUUGCAUUCGUUAAAUUUUCAAACGAAACAAAAUCAACACUAUUUCCUACACUAUAGGUUCAAAUUUCAGUAGCAAAUAUUGGAUUUGUCAUUUGUAUGGCUGGGCCUUAGGUUAAUCAAUUAUCAGUGGACCUUAUGUCAUUGUAAUAAGGUUUACUAUAGUAGGAGUUAUAGUUGGUAGUAACGACACCACUCAUCGGGAUAUUUAAUGCUUAGCGGGCUAAUGUUAAUACUUCAUGAACUUUUGUUUGUCUUGGAGGGAAUACCUACUUACAAAAAAGUUAUGAUUCCUCCAUUGGCGAUUUUGUAACACCACUUUGUGCGAUAAUGCUAAUUUACCAUUACAUAGAUGAGCUAUACGCAUGCGCCCGUGAUGGACAGAACAUACGCAAUGCGACAAUAUGAUUGGUCGAGUAGAUUUGUUGCCCACCAUAAACCAUACUAAAUUUACGGUGGGGAAUAAAAAAAAAUUGAUACUGUGACAAGGACAAACAAAAACAGCCCUUUCUCUGCUACUCCUACAGAAAGAUACAUAAGACUAUCCCGUUCGGUCAUUUCCCCCCACCCCUCAUGACCGAUCCAGUUAAACUAGAUUCAUGUAAUUUACUGAUUCAUUAGUUGUUUUUAAACGUAAAAUACUAUGUAAAAAGAUUAAUCUGACUUAUAUUAGGUAGUUAAAAAAAUUAUGAAUUUUCCUUGUGGCAGCGUAUUUGAUGCACGUUUGAACAGAUUUAAAUCCAAAUCACGUCUUCUAUUCUAAAUAUACAUCGCGAAAUUAUAAUGAUAUUUACCUUAGUUCCUACCCUAAUUGUAAAUGUAAAAGUUUUACACUGUUCGAUCUACUAUAAAAAUAAUGAUAAUCCUAAUUUUAUAUUAUUUUAAUAUUCUAGCGGAUACUGCACAAUGCUAAAUAUUUUGAAUGCAUCUCUGAUACUAAUUGGAGUUUAAACCAACUGAUUAUGAUUAUAAUAACUAAUUGAUCGGAUAACUAUAGUAAUCAUUAAUCAAUCAUUAUGAAUUAAUUAUAAAAGACCAUAUAAAACAAAUCAAUAUACUAGUGCAAGCGACUGAUCUACUUGCAUGUAGACUUACCUAUAUAUUGACCAGGAUAUUUACCGUGAUUACCUUUUGUAUUGUUUUUGAGCUCCCGAUAUUUCGACGCAGUUACAUGCAUCUUGUUCACGGGUGACUGAAGAUAGCGGGUGGGUGUCAAAGUUGUGUAGACCGCGCUCGGUCUACCCUCAUUCGUGCGCGUGGCUACGUUCGCUUUCAACGUUACCAUCGGUCGCAUUCACACUCAUUGGUCUGUCCAACCAAGCACAAUACACUCACAGUGUCACUACGCGUGUUUGAUUCGGAUAUCACUGUUUUUUUAUGCCUCCUCUACACUAUCGGCGAUGAUCGUUGAUAGUAUCAUCGUCAAGAUCAUCUACAAUUCUACAUGAUCGCCUAUACAACGCAACCACUCGGCGAUUUCCUUUGAUGCGUGCCCAAAAAUCGACAACUCACGGGUCGCAGGCGAUCAUUGGCGAUUAUAGGCGGGGACUGCCGAGUAGGCCUUCUACACUAUCGUGCCCGCCAGUCAUAGUGUAGAGGAGCCAAUACACAAACAAAUCACAGGAUUCGACACAUUUGACAUCGGGAGCUCGAAAAUAAUACAAAAGGUAAUCACGGUCCAUAUCCCGGUCAAUAUAGUGAAACUAACCGUGAAUCAUUCAAAACUACUACUUACAUGUGUAGUAGAUAUCAUUAAUAUGAUCCCUUUCAACGCUACGCCGAUUUUGCGGUUAAUGGGUUAAAUGAACAAAAUAUAGCCAAAAUAUCUGAAUAGAAACCUAUUAUUAGAUUUCAACCAACUUGAAUUGAACCUAGUUUUGAGAUACAAACAAACACGAUUAUGUUUAGCUCAAAAACUUAAGAUGUUAUUAAACAGACAGAUGUCCUCUCGAUAGAUAUCGCAUUGGUCGCCAACUUGUAAAUAUAACGAUAAGUCACUCCUCAUUUUCAUAAGUGUAGUAGUAUUUAGAGUAGAUCCUAAGCAUGUCUAAUUCAUGAAUGUGCUCGCUUGAGCUGGUAUACGCAGUUUCAGAGUGAUGUACUUUUGUAUAUAAAAUGCAAUUGAAGGUAUUUAUCACAAUGAUCUCUAGUUCGACUGGGAUGCCUAGAAUUAUUGAAAUAUGAUAAUUACUCGAAUAUAAGAUACCCGCAUAUAAUAUUGUCCAAGUACAUACACAGUAUUAUGAGUUUUAUGAAUGAGUAACUAUGUAAUAGCCGAAUGACACAGUAAUAGAUAAGAGAUUCAUAUUAUUUUAAGGGAAAUAUCUACUUUUUUUUUUUUCAAGUAAAAGGGUGAUAAAUGUGUGAUGUUUGGAAACAAUCCUGGAUAUUUUUGCUAACGGAAAUGACUGAAUGUUAUAUAAAAAUGUGUUAAAGAACUGACUUGUACCUACUUAUAUCACCGGGACAUUCGCAAAUCUUAGUCAUUUUAGACGUAAAACAAUAAUAUGAUCGUUUUUGUUUGUUUUUUUUUCUUAUUUUUAUUUUCUGUUUUGAAAAAUUAAGAAUGUGUUAAUGAGUGAAGUAAUUGCAUUUUAAGUAAAUAUGUGAAAUGAUUUUAGUAAGUUAUUUUGAGAGAAUAAUUUGUAAACAACAAAAGAUAUGUUGUAAAAGUGGGUAAGUAACUAAACGUCACCAUUGCUGCUCCCAGACGCGUUCAAGGCGAGCUGAAAUAGUUUGGGUAUUUUAAAUCAGAAGCAGUUGUAUAAAGGUUAUAAAAAACUCACUUUCGGAAGGAAAGGAACGAAAAAUCGUUGUCAGCUGAGGGUAAUUCCCAUCUGUUCUGUAGAAAUGUAAAUUCUUUAAGAAAUAAGGUUCAAAUUCGGAGAGAAAUUAUUCGUUCUUUAGAAUUAAUGGGAAGUGACCUUUAGUAGAGGAGUGCUGUAAAUAUUGUAAAUAAAACACUUAUUGCUAAACGCUUGUUCAAGUUGAUAGUGACAAUUUUAAUUUUUAUCUUUAGUACGUAUGGCUUGCUGAUUUUAUUUUGAUGUGGCGAUGAGAUCGAGGCCGAAAGAACAAAUAAAAUGUUAUCUUUUAAUA